Messenger RNA from Coniosporium apollinis CBS 100218, 2523 nucleotides. RefSeq lists its product as uncharacterized. The record is from RefSeq and is a predicted model, not a curated record. NCBI's taxonomy places the organism in Eukaryota, Fungi, Ascomycota, Dothideomycetes. The transcript has 7 exons. Gene Ontology annotation, cellular component: fungal-type vacuole membrane; vacuolar transporter chaperone complex. Bases 1 to 2523 code for a protein of 840 amino acids. Gene Ontology annotation, biological process: vacuolar transport; vacuole fusion, non-autophagic; microautophagy.
AUGAAGUAUGGGGACACCUUGCGACAGCGUUCGAUUCCUGAGUGGGCCAAUUACAACGUCGACUACGACGAGAUAAAACUCUUGAUCAAAGAACACACAACGCCAGGCAAAGGCAAAGCGGUAUCCAUACCUGGUCAGGGGAACAUUACGGAAACGCAGUUCGAGGACAAUCUCUAUGCCGUCUUCGUUGAGGAACACCAGCGCGUGGACCUCUUCGUCAAGAGCAAGUCGGGCGAGAUCGAGAGACGCCUGGACCACCUCAACAAGCAAAUUCGCCGACUCCAACCACGCGAGCCCUUGGUUGCGCCUAGCCGGAUACCUGCCAAACGCCUGGAACGAUAUGCAAGGAUUGAAGAAGAGGUCCUUAGGGCCGGUGACGACCUCCGAUCGCUCGCUCGAUUCGUCAGCGCCCAGCGUCUGGCUUUUACCAAACUCCUGAAGAAAUACAAGAAAUGGACUCGAUCGGACACAUUGGGCAGUCGGGUCAGGCAAGACGUACUGAACAAGCCUGAAUCAUUCACGAACUUGGAUAUUGGGCCGCUGUUGGAGUACUAUUCAGACAUUCUUGAGGCUGUAAGAGCGCCGUUCCAGGCGGCUACUCGAACAGCCCAACACAAGAAUGGGAAUGCAGAACCGACGUCCGCAAAGGCUGGGCCAGGCUCCGGAACAAGGCGUGAGUCAUCGACAACCAUUACGAUCCAGAUACAGACUGCUGUAGCGGAAGGCACAGACCUGGACUUCGAUGUAGCGUUUGACACGCUACCCCUGGGGCAUUCUGGAAACAGAGCUCUAUAUUGGGUGCAUAUGGACAACCUGGUUGAGCUGCAAGUGCUCUUGCUGCAGCAUAUGCGAUUGCAGAGUAGUAGCGCCAUCAGCGAUGGCGAGGACAAUACCGGCACGUCCAUGACAAAAGCUGCAUGUACCGCAAGAUGGACUCAAGCAGACGCGCUUGCUGCUGUCACCAUAUCCCCUGAUCAGGCUACACCCGAACUGCGUGAGACACAGCCUGCAAAACUGAAGCGCAAGCACCUCGCCGCCUUCCUUGACCUUGGAAGACCUUUCAAUGUCCGGCAACCCUCGGACCAAUCUCCUACUGGGGACGACAACGACCCUCCAACCCCAACAGGAGGGACUUCGGUAGAAAGUGCGAGGAGGUGGCUUGUCGCGCAUCCCCAGGUCGAACCCCUCGUGGAAGUCAGCGCAAACCGCUCCCGCUUCAUUGGCCUAGUGAACUCAUCGAGCAACGGAGCAUGGGCUACCCUGGACAGGAACAUCAGCAUGGAAAGAUCAUCACGCGCCAAAUUGAAGCGGACUAACACUACGCAUACCACUGACUCGGUGCUGGGCUUUCCUUAUGCUGUUCUCCAGAUUCGUCGGGAAGGUGAUAAUGCCCCAAAGCUGAUAAAGCUUCUCGAUUCUAGCCACUUGACGGAACGUGUACGUGGCUUCUCGCUAGAAGCUCACGCGGUAUGGGCCUGCUGUAGGCCCAAGACCAUGCAGUCGCCAUUCUGGUUACCCUUGUUGGCGAAAGACAUCCGCAAGUUGCCCGAAGGUAACACGAAGCGACGGCGGCUUGCAGGAAGCGCACAAUACUCCUCCUCUGGAGGCCCCUCAACCUCAGCGACAGAAGUCGACACAAGCGCAAGUACGCCAAUGCAAGUGAGCUCUCCAGCAACAUCGGUGCCUGAUCUGCCAGCAACAGCACUACUCAGCGCAUCCAAGAAGAGACGCAAAGCGACCUUUGAGCCAGGUGUCCUCGCGAAAGACCUCGACGGCGCCGCGACCGCUCCCGCCCCCCGGUAUUGGAGCGAAUACGAUCAUCCCGAGGACGGAUCGGAUGACGACACCUAUGUACUCUACAUCGACCCCAAUGCACGUUCCAAAUUCCCUGGCCAGGAUUCCUUAAGCAGACUUUUUAGAAAGACAAGAUCAUAUUUCCGGCGCAAGCCAUUAGAAAGCAGCAGGCCGCUCCUGUCGCGCGGCUCCAGCACCGCUACCGCAAAUAGCGAUGGUGACGACUCGUCCAUCUCCGAUGGCGAAGCCGCCAGCACGAUCAAAGGCCGCACUUACGGGACUAUGCCUCCCGGUUCCACGGUGGCGAAUGUCGCCCCACCAACUGGUUUCUUUAACCGCGUGACGGGCUUACUGCGAAGUGGUAAUCCAUCAUAUUCUCAGCACCGCAGCAGCGCACAUCGGUCCUUUUUACCCCCGGUCGAGAGCAGUCAGCACCAAGAGCGGGAGCACAUCAAAGUAUAUCUGUCUUUCACUUCUCUGCUCUCAUCACUCAUCAUCGCCAUCAUCACCACUUCCCUCGCAGCCACAGGCCGGCGCAAGAAGGUCAAAGAGGUCGAUGCAGGCAUCGUCUUUGGCGUGGUUGCGUCCGCCGUAUUCGCUUUUGCCGGUGUUGCGUGGUGCUUGAGUAGACGGCACACUGCCGGCUGGUCGUAUAGCAUUCUAGUUGCGGUGGUGUUCGUGGGCGUUUGCAUUGCGGAUGGCAUGUUGUUAGCUUGGAUGGUUACUUGA